This is a messenger RNA of Ilex paraguariensis (yerba mate), 2865 nucleotides long. The record is from the annotation of a GenBank genome assembly. Lineage: Eukaryota; Viridiplantae; Streptophyta; Magnoliopsida; Aquifoliales; Aquifoliaceae.
AUGUCACCUCCACAAACCAGUCCAGCUCUACACCACAUCACACGGAGAUCGACAUCAACAGUGAUCAACGGUCACUUCAACACAUCACUGUCGCCUAUCAAUCUCGCCGUCCGUACACCAUCCGGUGGAUUACCAUCAUUCAGCCGGAAAUCUUUACCGGAGAAUAACCAAGAUUUGUUAUCAUUGUUUCACAAUCUUGAUAUGUUCUGUGCAAAUUUGUUUAACAAUUCCCAACAUUCAACCGAAAAUCUUUUAAGCAGAAUACCCGAUAUUCUUUAUUAUCGUUUUUACAAUCUUGAUAUCGUUUGUGUAGCAGUUCCGGCAUUCAACCGAAAAUCUUUUUCGGGGAUUUCAUAUCAUAGUCUUUACAAUCUUGGCAUAUUUUGUGCAAAUUUGAGUGAUUGUGGCUUUCAAGAUUCGCAGAAGAAGAAGGAAUUCGAUGUAGUUGAGUUUCUGGGCACUCCAGUUAAUAUCAGUGUCGGAUCUUAUGUUUGGGUUGAAGACCCAUCAAUAGCAUGGACUGAUGGACAAGUAUCAAAGAUAAAUGGGGAGGAAGUUGAGAUUCAGACUAUUGAUGGGAAGACGCUUGUUGCAAGUCGGUCAAAAAUAUAUCCGAAAGAUGAAGAAGCUCCUGCUGGUGGAGUUGAUGACAUGACCAAGCUAUCAUAUUUGCAUGAGCCUGGAGUACUGCAAAAUUUGGCGACUAGAUAUCAACUCAAUGAAAUCUACACCUAUACUGGAAGUAUUCUUAUCGCCAUUAAUCCAUUCCAAAGGCUGCCUCACUUGUAUGAUGCUCAUAUGAUGGAACAAUACAAGGGAGCACCAUUCGGAGAACUGAGUCCUCAUGUUUUUGCAAUUGCAGAUAUUGCUUACAGGGCAAUGAUCAAUGAGGGAAAAAGUAACUCUAUAUUGGUCAGUGGUGAAAGUGGGGCUGGUAAGACUGAAACUACCAAAAUGCUUAUGCGCUACCUUGCCUAUUUGGGUGGCCGUAAAGGCACUGAAGGACGGACUGUGGAACAACAAGUUCUAGAAUCGAAUCCAGUUCUUGAAGCAUUUGGUAAUGCAAAAACUGACAUUGAGAAAUAUAAGUUGGGCAAUCCGAAAUCAUUUCACUAUCUUAAUCAAUCAAAUUGCUAUGAACUCGUUGGUGUUAGUGAUGCUCAUGACUAUCUUGCCACUAGGAGAGCCAUGGAUAUAGUUGGAAUAAGUGAGAAAGAACAGGAUGCAAUUUUCAGAGUUGUGGCUGCAAUUCUCCAUCUUGGCAAUGUUGAAUUUGCUAAGGGGAAAGAAAUUGAUUCAUCAGUUCUAAAGGAUGACAAAUCCAAAUUCCAUCUUCAAAUGACUGCAGAACUUUUGAUGUGCGAUCUUCAUGCAUUGGAAGAUGCACUACUGAAGCGUGUGAUGGUAACCCCAGAAGAAGUUAUCAAGAGAAGCCUUGAUCCUCAUGGUGCAACAAUUAGCAGGGAUGGUUUAGCUAAGACAAUAUAUUCCCGCUUGUUUGACUGGUUGGUGGAUAAGAUUAAUUUCUCAAUUGGGCAAGAUGCUAACUCAAAAUCUCUGAUUGGGGUCCUUGACAUAUAUGGUUUUGAGAGCUUCAAAACUAAUAGUUUUGAGCAGUUUUGCAUCAAUUUCACAAAUGAGAAGCUUCAGCAACAUUUCAACCAGCAUGUAUUCAAGAUGGAGCAAGAGGAGUACACAAAAGAGGAGAUUGACUGGAGUUACAUAGAAUUUGUUGAUAAUCAAGAUGUCUUGGAUCUUAUUGAAAAGAAACCUGGAGGGAUCAUUGCUCUGCUUGAUGAAGCCUGUAUGUUUCCGAAGUCAACUCAUGAAACAUUUUCACAAAAGCUUUAUCAGACAUUCAAAGCUCACCAACGUUUUAUCAAGCCGAAAUUGUCUCGCACUGAUUUCACGAUUGCUCAUUAUGCUGGAGAGGUUCAAUAUCAAUCUGAUCAAUUUCUCGACAAAAACAAAGACUAUGUUGUUCCUGAACAUCAAGAUCUGUUAAGCUCUUCCAAAUGCACUUUCGUAGCAGGCCUUUUCCCUCCACUUCCUGAGGACACAGCCAAAUCUUCAACAAAAUCUUCUAAGUUUUCGUCUAUUGGUUCUCGUUUUCGGCUACAACUCCAACAACUGAUGGAGACUUUAAAUUCUACAGAACCACACUACAUUAGAUGUGUGAAGCCCAACAAUCUUCUUAAACCCGCUGUUUUUGAGAAUGUCAACGUCAUGCAACAACUACGUUGUGGAGGUGUUCUUGAGGCAAUUAGAAUCAGUUGUGCUGGAUAUCCUACUCGGAAGACUUUUUUUGACUUUCUAAAUCGAUUUGGUCUUCUUGCACCCGAGGUUUUGGAAGGGACUUAUGACGAAAGGGUCGCAUGCAAACAGAUUUUAAGUAAGACGGGGCUCACAGGGUCUCAGAUAGGAAAGACGAAGGUUUUCCUACGAGCUGGUCAGAUGGCUGACUUAGAUGCACGGAGAGCUCAAAAACUUAGCAAUGCAGCCAAGACUAUUCAAAGGAAGAUCAGAACUCAUAUUACUCGUAAACAAUUUGUUGCGUUGCAGAAAGCUUCUAUUUUUAUACAAUCCGUAUGUAGAGGAAGGCUUGCUUGCAAAUUGUAUGAAAAUAUGAAAAGGGAGGCAGCUUCUCUUAAAAUUCAGACGAAUCAGCGUGGACACCAGGCCAGGAUGGCCUACAACAAACUGAAGUUCUCUGCCAUUGUCUUGCAGACAGGUUUGUGGGCAAUGGCUGCUCGUAAUGAAUUCAGGCACAGAAAGCAAACCAAGGCAGCAAUUAUUAUGCAGGUCAGUACGUGGUCUUUUAUUUUGCUUCAAAGAUUUGAUUUCAUGCGUGCUCUGCUAAAGUGA